AUGGAUUUUCACCCUUUCUGCUUCCAUCACCCCUUCUAUACAGUCCAAAUAGUCAAAUAGUGUGACAGAACCCAUUCCAGCCCCUUGAGUGUCGGCGCAAGGUUCUUCCCCGUAGGAUGCCCAAAGGAAAGGAUUUGGCGGGGACGAGCAGCUCGGAGAGCGACCAGAAGGAAAAGGAUGAGGAGGGAAAGAAAAGAAAGAAAGAAGCGGCUUCGAAGGCAGAGAAAAAGCUGAAAACAGAGGCUAAGUCUUCAAAGGUGCCAGAAGAAGCAAUGGGACAAGGUGGUGAGGAGGGGACCAUGUUCCAGAUUGGGAGCACACGCUAUGUCAGAGUGUCCUGCUUCAAGGGGAAGGUCCUCGUGGACAUCAGGGAGUUCUACGCUGACAAGGAUGGAGACAUGAAGCCAGGGAGGAAAGGGAUUGCCCUGUCUGCAGAACAGUGGAACCAGCUGAAGGAGAUCAUUCCCGAGGUCGAUGCUGCAGUGAAGAAGUUCUAACAUGAAGAAUCUUGGACACCUUCAAUAUCUUUCCCUUAAGUGCACUGAGAAGUAUAAAGCCAAGGAUUCCCACCUGGAGCCUUCCCCUCACCUCAAUGGGUUCCUCCCCAGUGUGGUGAGGAAAGACAUGCUGAAAACACUCUUCUGUUUCCAAGGAGUAGCUUGUGAUGAGCACUGGGAACCAGCACCAGUGCUUGAAGUGAGACUUGAGCACAUCUGGUCUCAAGCAGACCUGAGAUCUGUGCUGGUGAGAGACAUGAUGGAUGGCUUCAGCCUUGUGAGAUGCUUUACCUGGAACUGUCUUCCACUGGGUUGAGUGUUGAGUAAGAUGGGUUGUACACCUCACGUUGACAUCCUCUGUGUUUCCUCCACGUGUCAUUCAGCCUUUCUGUGUGAAGAAAGGGAUUAGUGUGCUUUAGCAACUGGUUUGGCUGUAGAGGGUGAAUGUACACACAAUAAAGGUGCUUGCAUUAUCAAAAGGC
This is a messenger RNA of Strigops habroptila (Kakapo), 979 nucleotides long. Its product is annotated as activated RNA polymerase II transcriptional coactivator p15-like. Gene Ontology annotation, cellular component: nucleus; transcription regulator complex. The transcript is spliced from 5 exons. Gene Ontology annotation, molecular function: transcription coactivator activity; DNA binding. NCBI's taxonomy places the organism in Eukaryota, Metazoa, Chordata, Aves, Psittaciformes, Psittacidae. Gene Ontology annotation, biological process: positive regulation of transcription initiation by RNA polymerase II. The coding region runs from base 117 to 497 and encodes 126 amino acids. The record is from RefSeq and is a predicted model, not a curated record.